This is a messenger RNA of Hevea brasiliensis (rubber tree), 1902 nucleotides long. RefSeq names its product transcription factor TGA6. Gene Ontology annotation, molecular function: DNA-binding transcription factor activity; sequence-specific DNA binding. Lineage: Eukaryota; Viridiplantae; Streptophyta; Magnoliopsida; Malpighiales; Euphorbiaceae. The record is from RefSeq and is a predicted model, not a curated record. Gene Ontology annotation, biological process: regulation of DNA-templated transcription; DNA-templated transcription. Bases 351 to 1703 code for a protein of 450 amino acids. The transcript is spliced from 12 exons.
UUCAUGUCAAAGCACUAAGCAUUAAAAAAUUGAUUAAAAACUCAUUAGCCCUUGGAAAGUGGAAGAUUUUCACAGAAGAGGACAUCUUUGAGAUUGGAAUGAUCCUCGCCUCACUCUCUCUCUAAUCCAAUACAUACAAUUUUUACAGCAGAGGUGUUUCAUCUUCAUCUUCAUCAACCAUCGCCUAUAUCAUUUUCAACUACAAUUUCCCAGGAAGAUAGUGAUGCAUCUUGCAGUUUGGUCGAGGUAGUGAUUUGGGCUAAUUUGCUUGAACGAGCCGAAGGAGGUGAGGAUGAUAGUGAUGUAUUGGGGGUGGAGUGGGUGAGGAAGAUGAGAAGGAAGCCAACGGGAUGCCGAGCUUUGAUCCUCAUUUACCCAUUUCAAAUGCACCUGGCAUAGAGGGAAGCAGAAUCCACGCAUAUCGUGUCUCUGAUUUUGGGCCAUUUGAGCAAUCUGUUGCAUUUCGCUUAGAGGACGCCAUUGACCUGAGUACAAGUACGGUGUUCAAUUCAGCAAAAGCAAGUGGCCAAGCAGUCUCUUUUGAUCCCCUCCAUAUUGCCACUUUUGACAAGUCAACUACUUCCUUUAAUAUUAAUCCACCUGCUGCGCAAGUGGAGUCCCAGAGAUUGCCAUUAGAAAAGAAUCAACAGUUGAACCUGGUAUCCAUAUCUAGUGGUAAUACAGAGAACUGGGGAGAGUCCAAUAUGGCUGAUGCCAGCCCAAGGACUGAUAUAUCAACUGAUGCGGACACUGAUGAUAAAAAUCUGGGGUUUGAUAGAGGUCUAUCUAUUGUUGUUGCAGCUUCAGAUUCCAGCGACAGAUCAAAGGAUAAACUGGAUCAGAAGACUCUUCGUAGACUGGCCCAAAAUAGAGAAGCUGCAAGAAAAAGCCGGUUGAGAAAGAAAGCCUAUGUCCAACAACUGGAGAGUAGCCGCUUGAAGCUGACGCAACUGGAACAGGAGCUCCAGCGGGCACGCCAGCAGGGAAUCUUUAUAUCAAGCUCAGGGGACCAAGCCCAUUCAAUGAGUGGAAAUGGGGCCAUGGCAUUUGAUGUGGAAUAUGCGCGGUGGCUGGAAGAGCAAAAUCGACAAAUUAAUGAGCUGAGAUCAGCUGUCAAUUCCCAUGCCAGUGAUGCUGAACUUCACAUUAUCAUAGAUGGUAUAAUGGCUCAUUAUGAUGAAAUUUUUAGGCUGAAGAGCAAUGCAGCCAAGGCUGAUGUUUUCCAUUUGCUAUCUGGCAUGUGGAAGACACCUGCUGAGAGGUGUUUCUUGUGGCUUGGUGGCUUCCGUUCAUCAGAGCUCCUCAAGCUCCUUGUGAAUCAAUUGGAGCCUUUGACCGAGCAACAGUUGGUAGGCAUAGGUAAUCUGCAGCAAUCUUCCCAACAGGCAGAAGAUGCUUUAUCUCAAGGAAUGGAGGCGUUGCAGCAGUCCCUGGCUGAGACAUUGUCUAGUGGAUCUCUUGGUUCGUCCAGUUCAUCUGGAAAUGUGGCAAAUUACAUGGGUCAGAUGGCCAUGGCCAUGGGCAAGCUAGGGACCCUUGAGGGGUUCAUUCGCCAGGCUGACAAUUUGCGGCAGCAAACACUACAACAGAUGCACCGAAUAUUGACGACCCGCCAGUCAGGUCGUGCCCUUCUUGCCAUCCAUGACUACUUUUCCAGAUUACGUGCUCUUAGUUCUCUUUGGCUUGCAAGACCACGAGAGUGAACCAUGUGGUGUAUAUUUGUGGGAAAAUCUGAGCAUAUUCCAGAUCCAGCAAUCAUACAUGGUUUCUAGUGUUUUUAUAUUUUUUUUUCCCCUACAUUUCUCAAUUCUCAUCAUGUAGUUUCAGAUGUGUAUCACGGAACUAAUCUUACAGUCAGAAUUUUACUACUUCAGAAACAUAUAUGUCAAUGUUAAUUAUUCA